AAUCUGGGGGCCAGCGUGAGCACCCUGCAGCGCCUGGUGGAGCAGCUCAAGCUGGAGGCCGGCGUGGAGAGGAUCAAGGUCUCUCAGGCGGCUGCAGAGCUUCAACAGUACUGCAUGCAGAAUGGCUGCAACGAAGCCCUGCUGGUAGGUGUUCCAGCCAGAAGCAACCUCUUUCGGGAGCCCAGAUCCUGUGCUUUACUCUGAAGACUGUAGGGAAGAAGUCCACUGAGGAAUGCUUUCAAGCACCAAGUGAUGAAUGACUGCCUCCAAAUCUCAUGAACACACUUCUCCAGCCAAAUGACUUUUAGAUAUUUCACAGGACCUUUCCUGUGGCCUGGUCCUUUAGCCAAAAUUCUACAGAAAUUUAUGAGUUUCUACUCAAGGAAACUGAGUGAAGGAGUAGAUUUUAAAUAAUAAUGGCCUGGUUCUUUGCUGAAGUGCUUUAUAUUUAAACAAAAACCUUACCACCAAAUAUACCAAAAUACACCUCUUUCAUUAAGUGUUUCUAUACUUGGAAUGUUACAUAUGUUUUAUUUACUAGAUGUUUACAUUUUGGGAAGGAAAACAGUAUUGUUUGUCAAAAACAAUUAAAUAUUUGUAAUUUGUUGUUCCCGACUAAGAUUUUUA
Orcinus orca (killer whale) is the source of this 627-nucleotide messenger RNA. RefSeq names its product guanine nucleotide-binding protein G(I)/G(S)/G(O) subunit gamma-10-like. The annotation marks the transcript as partial. The transcript has a single exon. Gene Ontology annotation, biological process: G protein-coupled receptor signaling pathway. NCBI's taxonomy places the organism in Eukaryota, Metazoa, Chordata, Mammalia, Artiodactyla, Delphinidae. Gene Ontology annotation, cellular component: heterotrimeric G-protein complex. The record is from RefSeq and is a predicted model, not a curated record. Gene Ontology annotation, molecular function: G-protein beta-subunit binding.